Messenger RNA from Aspergillus clavatus NRRL 1, 3672 nucleotides. RefSeq names its product putative cellular morphogenesis protein (Rax2). Gene Ontology annotation, biological process: positive regulation of establishment of bipolar cell polarity regulating cell shape. Lineage: Eukaryota; Fungi; Ascomycota; Eurotiomycetes; Eurotiales; Aspergillaceae. Bases 1 to 3672 code for a protein of 1223 amino acids. The record is from RefSeq and is a predicted model, not a curated record. The transcript has 3 exons. Gene Ontology annotation, cellular component: plasma membrane of growing cell tip.
AUGAGGGCCGCCUCACUGUCUGGAUCUGCGACGGCUGGCUUCUCGUCUGCUUCCCUCGUAUCGAUUUCCUUGUCAAUUCUUCAAGCACUUCCAAUUCACGCGCUGUCAUUCAACUCCGUAACAGAACCACAUCUGGAUCUUUCGCCCCUAGGACGAGUCGCUCUCACCGGAGACUUCAAUGCAGUGUCGAUUUAUUCGUACGCAGAACAAGGGAAGACAGCUUCCACCAAUCAUGACGGCCAAUCGAUUCUCACACCACUCCCGAAUGGCGAACUGACGGCGCUUUCAUCUUCCGAUGCUCAGAUCAGGGCAAUGUGCCCCUUCACACGGAAAGAUGGAACCUACGAGGGCAUCUUUGUUGGGGGCAACUUUACCAAGCUCGGCGGUGUUGAUGCAAAGGGCGUUGCCCUGUACAAGCCCGAUUCGAACGAAGUGACUGCUCUACCUGGACUGUCUGGAUCCGUUUCGACGCUACUGUGCGACCAGGAGACAAACAGCGUCUAUGUUGGGGGGUACUUCAAGUACAAGAACACAUCAAACGCGAUUGCGUGGGUUGGCGGAGAAGGUUGGACGCCUUUGCCUUUUGACGGAUUGAACGGGCCUGUCGCAUCCCUUCUGAAAAAUGACGACGGCCACAUCAUCUUCGGUGGAUCAUUUGACGGGACAGGAAAUUCCACAUCCCCCAAGAAAAAGGAACAAAUUAUAAAUUUAAAGGACUCCACAAUCACCUCCGAUGCGGUUUCCUCAAGGUCCGGCUUGAGUAGUCCACACAACAUCAUCUGUCAAACCAGCGGCGAAGAGGGUGAUGGGAAGACAUGGUUGCUCGCCGACACCUCCCCAGGCUUCUGGAGAGCGGACAUGGGCUUCGACUAUCAGCCUACGAAACUUCGCCUGUGGAACACCCAUCUUGAAGGUAGGGGUACCAAGGCCUUCUUGUUCAGAAGACUCCCGGACAAUGGCAUCAUGAACUUGACCUACACGGACCCCAACUCUGGAGAGGACAUCCAUUGUGACUCUUACUGCUCGCUUUCUGACAGCAAGGACGAAAAAUAUCGUGAUUUCACCUUUGUGAACGUUGUGGAUAUGCGCGGUUUCCAGCUAGAGAUUCUGGAAUGGUACGGGUCUGGUGCUGGCCUAAAUGGGAUAGAACUCUUUCAAGAAGAAAUUUUUGCCUACGCCGUGGAUACUUUCAAUGAGCCCUCCUGCGCAGGUAUCAAAUAUCCAUCCAAGUCAACUCAGACUGGUUCUUGGUCAACCACAAAAUCCGGUCAGAGUCUAUCUGACUACUUGACGGCUGAGAUUACCGACUCCACUGCAGCAAGUACAUCCGUCGUCUUUGAACCUGAUGUCAAGCAGUCCGGAAAUUACACUGUCCUUCUUUACACGCCUGGCUGUAUCCAGGAUGGAACCUGUGGUUCGCGCGGUGUUGUUAAUGUGACAGCCACUGUUUCAAGCAAAUCCGAUGAACCAACCCAAAAUCUCAUUCAUCAAACGAAUCUCUACGAGAAAUAUGAUACCAUCUAUACUGGCCAUGUCGAUGCAGGUGACAAGUCAUUCCGUCCUAAAGUCACAUUGACUCCAGCGACUGGUCAAGGUGCUGUUACAAUCGUGGCAUCAGCUGUGGAGUUUCUGUUGGUCGAUGCUUCGGACGAUUCGAGUGGUGAAUUGAAUGGAUUAUUUGAGUAUGAUCCUACUUCGAAGGCUGUCAACACUAAUAUUACGCAAUCUGCUAUCAACAGAGCCGGAAUGCAACUCGAAUCAGGCGCAUAUGUGAAGGCCCUUGCGAAGCACGACAAUAUCGUAUAUGCAGGGGGAAAUUUUUCGGACCCCACCGCUCGCAACUUGAUGAUCCUCGAUGAUGGACACACCACUGCCGUUCCUGGAGGGGGCCUUAACUCAGAAGUUUCUUUCAUGGCGGUGCUGGACGAUUCUCUUUACGUUGGAGGAAACUUCACCGAGGCAUCUGAUGGUACAAACCAGAAUCUGAAACACGUUGCGGCUUAUUCCUUCAACUCUAAAACCUGGUAUGCGCUUGGGGGAGGUGUUAAUGGGCCCGUCAGCAGGGUCAUCCCUCUUCAACUUAACGCUUCCACGAGUAUCAAUGAGACUGUGGUUGGAGUCAGCGGUGACUUCGACAAGCUCCUUGCGUUUGGCAAUGAGUCGGCUACUGAUGUUUCCGGGUUUGCUGUUUGGGUUCCCUCACAUAAAAACUGGCUCGAGAAUCUCAACAUUAGUCAGAUCAUUUAUGGUGGGCAACUAUCCGCUUUCACCAAGGAUGGGAAUACGACCAUCCUGGCUGGCAGUCUGGUCUCAGGAGGCAUUGCAGCUGCCGGCGCCGUAGCGGUUCUCUAUGACGAGGAUUUGAAUCUGGUGCCAUUGCUGACAAAAGCGAACGGAUCUGACACCAAUACUCAAACUGAUACAGGAACAUACACCGGGGUUUAUGACACAAGCUCUGGCCGCAACCUCACUAUUCUUGGAGGGCACUUUACCACUACCGCUACCGAUGGUUCUUCCGUCAAAAACCUCGCCAUUCUCGACGGCGCCGACAGUUCAGUUCGCGGGAUUGGUUCUGCGAUCGAUACCAAUUCAACUUUCCUGGCUCUGACGGUCUCCGACGACAUACUCUUUGCCGGCGGAAGUGUCACCGGACAUGUAGGAGACUCGAUGCUCAACGGGUUCCUAGCGUACGAUUUGCGGAAUGGGUCCUAUGUUGAGAACGUGCCUCCGCCCUUCACAGGAAAAGUUGUGUCUGUCAAUGCUAUUGUCUCACGUCCCGGAAUGAAGGAGAUGUAUUUCGGCGGAAACUUCGAGACCGCCGGUGCCUUGCCUUGUCCUGCUGUUUGCUUCUACGAUACAACCGAGGCAAAGUGGAAUAGGCCCGGGCUAAAUCUUUACGGAGAUGUUCUGGCGCUCAAGUGGAUUAGCAACAAGCAAUUGAUUGCUGUUGGCAACCUUACUGUUUCAGGGGAUCCUAGUCUUGUCGCGACCUACAACGCGGAAGAUAAGAACUGGAAGACACUUGCCGGGCCAUUUACAUCCGACGUAUCUGGGACUGUCACGGCAUUCACGCCUGCCAGCCCUGAUGUUUCGAAAUUUUGGCUCGCGGGUGAGGCCAAGAACGGCUCGUCUUUCCUCGCGAACUAUGAUGGGUCUAAAUUUCAGUUUGCUGGAAGUAUCUUUAGCGCUGGCACGACCAUUCGCGGUCUUGAAGUCGUCCCUCUUUCCGAGAAACACCAUGAUACCUCGCUUUUGAAGAAUGACCAGACCCUUUUGAUUACAGGCCAACUUGUGAUUCCAGAUUUUGGGAAUGCCUCUGCCGCAUUUUUCAACGGCACCACGUUGACGCCAUUCAUUAUGUCUUCGAAGUCGGAUGGCCAGUCAGGCAGUAUGUCCCAGUUAUUCUAUGAGAACAAUAAUCCCUACACUAGUGGAGGCAAUCACCAUUCCAACGGAAUCGUGGUUCUGGUCGCUUUCUGCUGUGCUCUUGGCUGCGUCUUCCUGAUUGUCAUUGCUGGGGUUAUUUUCAACAAGAUCCAGCGGCGGCGACAAGGUUAUAUGCGUGCCCCACAAGCAUAUGGAACAGAUCGACCGUCAACGAUGCGGCGGGUACCUCCCGAGUACCUGUUCAACUCGCUCAAGCAACGCCAUCCAGGUGCACCUGUGAUUUGA